UCCCUCUGUGUCUCUUUCUUUCUUUGUGUUUGGCUCUGUGAAAGCUAGAAGAAGAGGGAGAGAAAGACAGAGACAGGGAUCCAGACACAAACAGAGGUUUUCUUUUCCUUUCUCUGUGUCUGCUUCACUCUCUGUCUCCGGAAAAUUCUGUGUUCUCAAAGUGGCUUUGCAUGAAACAGAAUUCUCUGUUUCAUAUUCAUUCCAAUGAAGUAUAUUCGGAGCAAUAGCUUCAAGCGUCUCUUCUCCUUCAAGCGACGCAGUUUUGGGGAACAAGUUUUGACCCCUGCAGGCGCAGAAACUCCUGGAAGACCCACUUGGAAAUGCUUCUCUUAUCAAGAACUAUUUGAUGCCACCAAUGGCUUCUGCUCUGAGAAUCUGGUUGGAAAAGGAGGGCAUGCAGAGGUUUAUAAGGGAAGAUUAGAGGAUAAAGAGGAAAUCGCAGUGAAGAGGCUAACAAAAAGCUGCAAUGAUGAGAGGAAAGAGAAGGAAUUUCUAACAGAGAUUGGAACAAUUGGUCAUGUUUGUCAUUCAAAUGUUUUACCUCUUCUUGGUUGCUGUAUUGACAAUGGACUUUACCUCGUUUUUGAGUUUUCCUCUAGAGGCUCUGUAGCUUCUCUUCUUCAUGAUGAGAAUAAGCCCGCCAUGGAAUGGAAAGUAAGGCAUAAAAUUGCUCUUGGGACUUCACGUGGCCUCCAUUACUUGCACAAGGGUUGCCAGAGAAGGAUAAUUCACAGAGACAUCAAGGCCUCCAACGUUCUUUUGACUUCAGAUUUUGAACCACAGAUAUCUGAUUUUGGACUUGCGAGAUGGCUUCCUUCACAGUGGUCUCAUCAUUCCAUUGCCCCAAUUGAAGGCACAUUUGGGCAUUUGGCUCCUGAGUAUUACCUGCAUGGAAUUGUGGAUGAGAAAACUGAUGCAUUUGCAUUUGGGGUGUUUCUGUUGGAACUCAUCUCUGGGAAGAAACCUGUGGAUGGAUCAAACCAGAGUCUACACAAUUGGGCUAGGCCAAUAUUGAAGAGAGGAGAGCUAGAAAAAUUGGUGGAUCCAAGGCUUGAAGGAGCUUAUGAUGUUUCAGAGUUAACAAAGCUUGCUUUUGCAGCCUCUCUGUGUAUCCGACCAUCUUCCACUUGGAGACCUACCGUGACUCAGGUAUUAGAGAUGAUGGAGGAGGGAGAAAUAGAUAAAGAUAAAUGGAAAAUGCCAGAAGAAGAAGGGGAAGGAGAAGAUCAGGAGGUUUGGGGUUUUGAGGAUUUGGAAUAUGAAUGUGAUAGUUUCUCCUCAGUGUCCCUCCCUGACUCCAUUGCAAGUAAUUAGAUGAAAAUCUUGUUUGUUACUAUAUA
Molecule: messenger RNA, 1340 nt
Organism: Neltuma alba
Lineage: Eukaryota; Viridiplantae; Streptophyta; Magnoliopsida; Fabales; Fabaceae
Product: probable receptor-like serine/threonine-protein kinase At5g57670
Exons: 7
Coding region: 205-1314 (369 amino acids)
Biological process (GO): protein phosphorylation
Molecular function (GO): ATP binding; protein kinase activity
Source: RefSeq, a predicted model, not a curated record